CUCUUCUUGAAGACUACUACUAUAUACCCUUAUUCGCUUCUCUCUCUUGUUCUUCUUCUUCUUCUCGGUCUCGGGUCUCGGCAAGUACAGGGGGCCUCCCAACACGAGCAGGCAGUCGAGCUCCCUCCAACAUAUCUAAAAUCAAUCUGUUGUUCUUCCUUCAUACAUCUUUCAAAACCCGAAUUUUCAUUCACAGUAACCCUUCAAAUUGCAUACAUCUGUCGACUUUCGACUGUCGAUCCUCCCAUUACCCAAGAUUCAUCUCUCUCGUAAUCAAUCAGAUUGGAGCCUUCACUGAUUCUCGCUUUCAAAGAUGGUUCAAGUUUUUUCUUUUCACUUCAGAAUGCAAUAGGGCUUUUGCUGCAUGUGCCAAAUUGAAUCUCACACUCACAGUGAAUGCUUAUGGGUUAUGUUUGGUUUGAGUUCUCUAGUAGAAGCCUAUUUCGGGAUUCUGGUGAUUGUCCGCCCGGUUAAGGUUUCAAGAACGUUUAACAGGAUAAAUGGCCCUCCAGAAGUUUGUUCCUUCUCACAAUGUGCCUCCUAUAAAGUUGAAGCAGGCAACACUCUCCAAAAAAGGAAUUGAAAAAGUUCAAGUUACUAAUUCAGAUAGAAGUCCAAUGGAAGCGGAUGUUCCUGUUGACCUGAGAGAGGUCUAUUUUCUCAUAAUGCAUUUUCUGUCAGAUGGUCCGUGUAAGAGAACUUGUGGACAGUUCUGGAAUGAACUUCUUGAACAUAAACUUUUACCUAGGAGGUAUCAUGCUUGGUACUCGAGGAGUGGGGCACCAAGCGGUGAUGAAAAUGAUGAUGGUAUAUCAUUCCCAUUGAGUUAUAACAAGUUGGCUGAGAGAUAUCCUCAUAUCAGAAGUGAUCAUUUGGUGAAACUGCUAAAGCAACUGAUAUCAACAACUAUUUCCCCUUCCCAAGGACUGGGUGUUCGGAGCAGUUCCAAUGCAGCCACUGUACCUACACUGUUGGGAUCUGGCCCUUUCUCUCUGAUAGGUGAUCAGCCUAAGGUUGACGAUGAAGCUAAAUUUCCCCCUGCUAGCUUGCGAUGGCCUCAUAUGAAAGCUGACCAGGUGCGUGGGCUUAGUUUGAGGGAAAUUAGUGGAGGUUUUGCCAGGCACCAUAGAGCACCAUCUAUUCGUGCUGCCAUUUAUGCAAUUGCAAAACCAUCCACUAUGGUACAAAAGAUGCAAAACAUCAAAAAGCUUAGAGGGCAUGUAAAUGCUGUCUAUUGUGCAACUUUUGAUCGUUCAGGGAGAUAUGUUGUUACUGGUUCAGAUGAUCGUCUUGUAAAGAUUUGGUCAAUGGAAACUGCAUAUUGCUUAGCAAGCUGUCGUGGACAUGAGGGUGACAUCACUGACUUGGCUGUGAGCUCCAACAACACUUUGGUGGCUUCUGCUUCAAAUGACUUCAGCAUCCGUAUUUGGCGCUUACCUGAUGGGCUCCCUAUAUCUGUUCUAAGAGGCCAUACUGGAGCUGUAACUGCUAUAGCAUUUAGCCCUAGACCUUCCUCUGCCUUUCAUCUUCUCUCGUCUUCAGAUGAUGGUUCAUGCAGAAUAUGGGAUACAAGAUUCUCUCAGAUUAAUCCCCGAAUAUAUGUACCCAGGCCUCCCGAUUCUUCAGCUGGUGCUGCAAGAAGUAAUGCCCCAUCUUCAAGUUCUGGUCAACAGAAACAUCAGAUAUUUUCCUGUGCAUUUAAUGCAAGUGGAACUGUCUUUGUGACUGGUAGCUCAGAUACACUUGCAAGGGUUUGGAGUACCUGCAAAUCAAACACAGAUGAGUCAGAGCCAUAUCAUGAGAUGGACAUAUUGGCAGGGCAUGAAAAUGAUGUCAACUAUGUGCAGUUCAGUGGCUGUGCAGUGGCGUCUAAAGUCUGUGCAGCUGACUACCUGAAAGAAGAUAAUGUCCCCAGAUUUAGGAACACUUGGUUGAACCAUGACAAUAUUGUUACCUGCUCACGUGAUGGAAGUGCAAUCAUUUGGAUUCCAAGGUCACGUAGAUCACAUGGAAAAACUGGACGAUGGAUACGUGCAUAUCAUUUGAAAGUUCCACCGCCACCUAUGCCGCCUCAGCCUCCACGAGGUGGUCCACGACAAAGAAUUUUGCCAACACCUCGUGGUGUUAAUAUGAUUAUAUGGAGUCUAGAUAAUCGAUUUGUCCUUGCUGCUAUCAUGGAUUGCAGAAUUUGCGUCUGGAAUGCCAUUGAUGGUAGCUUGGUUCAUUCUUUGACUGGUCAUAGUGAAUCAACUUAUGUUCUUGAUGUUCAUCCUUUCAAUCCCCGGAUAGCAAUGAGUGCUGGAUAUGAUGGGAAAACAAUUGUGUGGGAUAUCUGGGAAGGGAAGCCUAUCAGGAUAUACGAAAUUGGACCCUUCAAGUUGGUUGAUGGGAAAUUUUCUCCGGAUGGCACAUCAAUAAUUCUUUCAGAUGAUGUUGGUCAACUAUACACACUGACCACAGGCCAAGGGGAGUCCCAACGGGAUGCCAUGUAUGAUCAGUUCUUCCUUGGGGACUACAGACCUCUUACUCAGGAUACCCAUGGGAAUGUUGUUGACCAGGAAACUCAACUUGUGCCUUACAGGAGGAAUAUGCAAGAUCUCCUCUGUGAUGCAAGAAUGAUACCAUACCCUGAGCCAUAUCAGAGCUUGUACCAGAAACGACGACUGGGAGCUCUAGGAAUAGAGUGGCGUCCGUCUUCAGUAAGGUUUGCUGUGGGACCUGAAAUGAAUCAGGACCAAGGCUACCAAAUGCCUGUGCUGGACUUGGAUUUAUUAUUAGCCAAUCAAAUGCCAGAAUUUCUUGAUCCUGUGGAAUGGGAACCAGAAAUUGACGUACAAACUGAAGAUACCGAUUCCGAAUAUAAUGUGACAGAGGAAUUUUCUUCAGGAGGUGGGCAAGGCAGUUUGGCUUCAAACCAAUUUGAUGAUCCAGAAUGCAGUGAAGACGACAGUUCCAAUGAGGGAACUUCUAGGGAUGGUAUCCGUAGAUCAGGAAGGAGAAAGCCGAAAGCAGAAGCUGAGAUCAUGACAUCUUCUGGUAGGCGUGUCAAAAGAAGAAACCUGGAUGACUAUGAGGAUGAACCAGUAAAAAUUAACCGAAACAGGAAAUCCAGUGGAAAGAAAUCUUCACGAAGAAAAUCGUCUUCAUCAAAGUCACUCAGACCCCAAAGAGCCGCUGCCCGAAAUGCUCUGAACUUGUUUUCUCGUAUUACUGGAGGAGUAUCCACUGACGGUGACGAUGACGAUGAUGAAGAAGAAGAAAGCAUGGAAGGCGAUUCAUCGUCAGAAAGUGAUGCGUCAUUGGGGGACCUUGGUAAUGAUGAAGAAUCAGGUGAAUCUUUGCCAAAUGACUUAUGUAAAGAUCUCAAAGGAAAAGAAGUUUGCUCUUAUGAUUCAGAGAAUGUGAAUAAGCAUGGCGAACACUCCACAUCCCAUAAAAAUACCAGCACCAGGAAAAAAUUGGUCCUCAAAAUACCUAUUAAUGAUUCAAACAAGGCUUCGUUAGCAGAUAAAGCAAAAUUUGAACAUGAUAAUGGCACAGAUCCUGUAAGCUUAUCAUCUGGAGCUCCACAUGAAACUAGUAAUGGGAAAAAAAUAUUCGUUCACGAUCCUGAAUACCCAGUUGAUCCAAACUUCAGUGAAGCUAAAAUUAGCAGAAGAGAGGAUCUUCUCAAAAGCAACCAUCACUUUGAUCUAUUUGAAGGAUAUGAUGGUAAAGCUAGGUGGGGAGGGUCCAAGGUUCGCACAUCCAAGAGAAUGAAAAUGGAGGGUUCCUUCACAUCUCUUCAGAAUGCUCAAGAUAGUAAUAGUGAUAAGGCUAAGGACAUUUCUAAUGAUCUACCAACUUCUCAAAUGGACAGUUGUGGAGUUCCUAUAAAUAUGGAAGCAGAAAAUCAUAUUGGGCAGACAGAAGAUAAACUGCAAUCUUGUGGGAGCGGUUAUGACAAGGUUCCUAGUGAUACAAUGUCAUUAAGGCUUAUUAAUAAUGCUUCUGACUUGAAAGAUAACUUGACACCAAUUUCGACUAAACUGAGAAUAAAGCUGGGUCAGAGUUCAAAUGACGGUGAGAAUUCUUCAUAUAUAAGAGUCCAAUCUUCAACUAUAGAUGAUACUAGAAAUGGUGAAUGUCAUCCACCACCUGAUAGCUCUUUGUUAGUUGAAAAAGAUACAAGGCAUGAAGCUUUGCAGAAGACAAUUUCAAAUGAUAGGAUAUUUAAUGUUGUGUAUAGAAGGUCAAAGACAGCGAAGUCCAAAAAUGACCUACAAACUAAGAAUGGAAGUACAGAAGCAACAACUUCAAAUGCCAAUGGAAGCUGUCAUGAAUCUGGAAUGGAUCACUCCGAACCUGCUUCUGCUUCUGCCGGGGUUUGUCAAACUCGAUCGAUGGGUUUGAGAACAACUGCCAUUGACGUAAAUGUGCCUUCUGAUGUCAAACUUGACGAUUCAGAGGAUGCAUCUUUUAGUGGAAAGUCAUCAAGCGGUGACACUUGCGACGAACAUAAAUCGGAGGAAUGGGGAUCAAGCACAAAGAUAACAACAGCUGGACUAAGGUCCCGAAGAAAGAGGAGGGGAAGUUAUCACUUUGGUGACUCGAGUCCACCCGACAGGAGGAAAAUUCACCAACCUGCAAAAAGCUCCUGGUUGAUGCUGUCUGCUUUUGGUGACUUGAGAUAUAUACCCCAGAAUGGGGAUGAUGUUGCCUACUUCAGACAGGGACACGAGGAUUAUAUAAGUCAAACUGGAGCUAGAGAUGCAGCCCCUUGGAAAACAAUCAAAGGAGACGUAAGAGCUGUUGAAUUUUGUAAGGUUAUUGGCCUGGAAUAUUCAACACGGCCUGGUUCUGGGGAGAGCUGCUGUAAAAUGAGAGUUCAAUUUGUAGAUCCAUCAUCUAGUGUUGCAGGCAAGUGUUUUUCGUUGACCCUGCCAGAAUUGACGGAAACGAGCGACUUCCUUGUGGAGAGAAGCAAAUAUGAAUCUGCUGUGGAGAGAACUUGGAGUUGUAGAGAUAGAUGCCAAGUAUGGUGGAAAAACGAUGACAGUGAUGAGGGAAGUUGGUGGAAUGGACGUAUUGUAAGUGUAAAACCUAGAUCCCCUCAAUUUCCAGACAGUCCUUGGGAAAUGUACGGAGUUCGUUACAGCAGUGAUUCGAAUGUCCAUUUUCAUAGUCCUUGGGAAUUCCGUGAUCACAAAAGUCAAUGGGAGCCGCCUCACAUUGAUAACGAGAUCAGAUCUAAAUUCCUUAACUCUCUUGGGAAGUUGAUUGAAUUAGGGAAAAGAAGCAAGGAUACUUAUGGGAUUCAAAAGCUGAAACAAAUGACACAAAAGACGAACUUUAUAAACAGGUUUCCAGUUCCUUUGUCUCUGGAAGUGAUUCAGUCGAGAUUGGAGAACAACUAUUACAGAAGAAUAGAGUCGUUGAAGCACGAUAUUGAAGAAAUGUUGAGGAAUUACGAAUCCUACUUUGUGAAAAACGCAGAGAUCUCAACAAAAGUUAGACGGUUAUCAGGCUGGUUCGAGCGGACAUUGUUAUCAUCCGAGAACAACAACGGUGGCCAUGAUGAAGAUGAUAGGUAGAGAAAGAGAGAGAGAUGAAAGGGAUUUUAACAUCAUCCGGUUUACAAAGAUUUUUCUUGUGUUUUAAUUUGUUGAUUCUUUGUUGAUCUAUCUUUCGUUUCUUUCCCCUGGACAGAUAUGACUUAGUGUUUAGGUAGAGAUUUUAUAUCAUAAUGGAUCAUUCCUUCCUUACGCUAACUUUCAUUGGAAUAGAGGAUUUGGUGGUAUAAUUCAUGGGAGAAAAUUUGGU
Molecule: messenger RNA, 5802 nt
Organism: Impatiens glandulifera
Lineage: Eukaryota; Viridiplantae; Streptophyta; Magnoliopsida; Ericales; Balsaminaceae
Product: bromodomain and WD repeat-containing protein 1
Exons: 25
Coding region: 501-5573 (1690 amino acids)
Biological process (GO): regulation of cell shape; cytoskeleton organization; regulation of transcription by RNA polymerase II
Cellular component (GO): nucleus
Molecular function (GO): protein binding
Source: RefSeq, a predicted model, not a curated record